AUACUAUCAGCAUUUGAGUUCUGUUUGUGUUCAGUGUGGGCCUGUUCAGAGAAUGUGCAUUGCCUGACAGAGUAAAGAGAAAAACAGAUCUUCACAGCUCAGCAGUUUGUUUACAGUCCCUUGCCUCCCCGUUCUUCUCCGACUGCUGGACAAGUGUCUGCUCAGUUCCAUUCUGGACAGGCGAAGAACAGACCUCCUGAGAAGAUUGUAUCUGCAGGAGGCCCUCACCUGCAGAACACAACGAUCAACUGGGUAUGUAAGAGGUUGACGUGACCAAUACCCAAUACCAAAGAACACGGUAGCCUAGGAGGGUGCAGGAGCUCCACAUGUGUGGUGGGGCUCUGACCAGCACAGCAUGUUACUGCACGGCAAGGAGCAAUAAUGAGGCAGGACCCUUCAAACUAAAGGAUGCCUGGCUGCCGUUGUGUACUCCUAUUACAGUUGUUUCAGCUCCUGUAGUUUUGAGAAGCACAAUGGAAAAGGAAGGGCAGAUUCAUGUUUUCAAAUGCCACUGUUAAGACUGCUCAUCAUCGCCUCUAUAUAUGGUUUGUUGUCCAGCUUUAAAAAGAAAAAGAAGCUGUUAAUUUUUACUAUUUGGGAGAAAAGGAGAGGGGGAAAACCCAGCUGAGAAUUCUUGAACAUAUCAUCAUUUCACCUUUUUGCUCACAAAGCCAAACCAUGAUGGAUUUCCUAUGGAUAAGCUGAAACAUUUCAAACAGCACCCAGUCUACACUAAGCAUUGUCGCCACCAAGUCCAAUCAGACGUUGCAAGAUGACAGAUGAGCCUAUCAAAGAGAUCUUGGGAACUUCCAAAUGUCCUCAAUGUGCAACAAUGGAAAAGAGCACCAACAAUGACUGCAGGGUCACAACCGUACCGCUGGUGAGUGAGUGCCAGCUGACAGCUGCCACAGGGGGAGCCGAACUCUCCUGUUACCGUUGCACGAUCCCCUUUGGGGUUGUGAUCCUCAUUGCUGGGGUGGUGGUCACAGCCGUGGCGUACAGCUUCAACUCCCAUGGAUCCAUCAUCUCUGUGCUUGGGCUUCUCCUCUUGUCGUCAGGACUCCUUUUGCUGGCCUUGAGCGCGUUAUGCUGGAAAAUCCGACAGCGGAACAAGAAGGCAAAGAGGCGAGAAAGCCAGACAGCUCUAGUGGCAAAUCAGAGGAGCCUGUUCGCUUAAAAAAAAAAAACUGCAAGCAAAAAGGGAUGGAAGAGAGGUGGAUUGCUGAAUGGACAAGCCUAUUUAUUUUCAUUUGGGCUGCAAGAUAUCUUUUAUUAACAGACUGAAUUGGAUUUAUUUUAAAAAGUAGCUAAAAUAUGCUUAAAAAUUCAGGAAUAAUUGGUUUCUGUUUAAUUACAAACCUAUUUCAAGAUGCACUAGGAUUGGUGUUUUCAAUUGUUUUCUCUCUCUCUUCCCUUUCAAUAUUUUUCUCCAUUUUUCAGUUACCCACCUUGUAUUAUGAUGUUCAAAUCUUAGUGUCUCAUAUUUCUAGGGUGAAAAAAAAAGCCCUUCAUUUUGUUGUACAACACCCAGGUAGGAUGGCCCAAAUGGAAAAAUGUAUUGUGGUCAAAGACAGCAGCCGGCAACUGCUAAUAUUACAUCUUAAAGAGUCGAUCACAUGACAGGAGCCAGGUAACACACAACUACCAGACCUCUCUUGUAUGGUAGAACUUCAUGUUUCAUGUACCUGUGUGAGAGGAGUCUGCUUUAUUUAUUUAUUUAUUGCACUUGUAUACCGCCCCAUAGCCGAAGCUCUCUGGGCAGUUUACAGCAAUCAGAAACAUUAAAACAAAUAUACAAUUUAAAACACAUAUUUUAAAAACAACUUAAAACACAAUUUUAAAAUUUAAAAUUUUAAAAUUUAAAACAAUAUAAAAACAAUUGCUAAACAAUUUCACCUGGUUAUAUAACCAAGAGAGGCUUCCACUCUUUGAGAAAUAUGUCUAUCGGUUUUUUUCUAAGUGAACAAGUCAAUUUGUCCAUCUCAACUAAGUCCAUUAAUUUCAAUAGCCAUUCUUCCAUUGUAGGUAUUGCUUCCAUCUUCCACUUUUGCGCAUACAACAAUCUUGCUGCUGUAAUCAUAUAUAAUAUUAUCCUUCCAUACUUCUUUUCUAGUUGUUUGUCCGUAAAGCCCAAUAGGAAAAAUUCUGGCUUUGAUUGAAUAUUUAUCUUUAGGAUUUUUUGUAUCAUCCCACCUAUCUGUGCCCAAAAUAAUUUCACCUGGUUACAUAACCACCACAUAUGAUAGAAUGAUCCUUCUUGAUACUUACAUUUCCAGCAAAUAUUAGGAAUGUUAUUAUACAUUUUUGAUAACUUUUCUGGAGUCAUAUACCAAUGGUACAUCAUUUUAUAAAAAUUUUCUUUAAGAUUAUAACAUAAUGUAAAUUUCAGCCCUUUUUUCCACAUGUUUUCCCAUUGUUCCAUUUGUAUAUUAUAACCAAAUUUUUUGUAUUUCACAUGAUUCCGUUAAGUUGCCAUUAAUAAUUAUCUGAGCUUUCUGAGAUGUAUAAAUCGACUUGAUCCAUUUAAUAAAAUUUUCUCCGAAAUCCAUUUGUUCCAGAACCUUAAACAUAAAUUUCCAAUUCAGAUUGUCAAACGCUUUUUCCGCGUCCAAAAAAAUCAAAGCAGCUUUUUUAUCAUUUCGUUGUUCUAAAUAUUCCAAUACAUUCAGAACGUUCCUAAUAUUAUCACGUAAUUGUCUUUUGGGCAGGAAGCCUGAUUGGUCUUCCUGAAUAAAUUGUUGCAAUACUAUUUUCAUUCUUUCUGCCAAGAUCUUUGUAAAUAAUUUAUAAUCAUUAUUCAAUAGAGAUAUCGGUCAGUAAUUUUUUGUUAUAGUUAAAUCCUGUUCUUCUUUGGGUAUUAGUGUUAUGUUAGCAUUUUUCCAACUCUCAGGUAUUUCCCCCUCUUUCAGAAUCGAAUUCAUUGUAUACUGUAGGGGUAGUAAAAGCUCCUCUUCAAAACAUUUAUAAUAUCCUGCUGAUAAUCCAUCCGGACCCGGUGACUUUCCUAAUUUGACUUUACUUAUGGCUUCAGAUAACUCUCUUAACGUAAUAGGACCAUUAACAACUUGUCUCUGAAGAUCUGUAACUUUAGGCAAAUUCUGUUUAAAUAAAUACUCUUCUAUCUUUUCAGAGGAAAGUUCUUGGCAUUUGUACAAAGUUGAAUAGUAUUGAUGAAAAACCUUUAGAAUUUUUACAUUAUCUGUCAACACCUUAUCUCCUUCUUGUAUCUUUAAAAUAAGAUUUUUUCCCCCUUCUUUUCUUAAUUUGUAUGCCAACCACUUCCCUGGUUUAUUUGCAAAUUCAAAAUUCCUUUGUUUGGCAAAAGUUAUUUUUCUUUCAAUUUCUCCCACUGUUAACAUUGAUAUUUGAUUCCGUAACAUUUUAAUUUGAUUUACAAUCGAAACUUUAGUUGGGUAUUUUUUCAAAUCUUC
Messenger RNA from Rhineura floridana, 3431 nucleotides. It is a transcript of the gene TMEM100, whose product is annotated as transmembrane protein 100. The record is from RefSeq and is a predicted model, not a curated record. Lineage: Eukaryota; Metazoa; Chordata; Lepidosauria; Squamata; Rhineuridae. The coding region runs from base 773 to 1177 and encodes 134 amino acids. The transcript is spliced from 6 exons. Gene Ontology annotation, biological process: cellular response to BMP stimulus.